AUGUAUAAAUAUUGUAUAGUGCCGAAAUGUAUAAACACUUCUAUUAAAACACCAGAAAAACUAUUUUUUAACGUACCGAAAGACCCCAACUUAGUAAAACAAUGGUAUUCCAUUGUAAAAAGAGAUGAUAAAACUACACCCUCUGCCGAGGCUACAAGAAAUUGCUGUGAAGAUCACUUCGAUUUAGAAGAAGAUAUGGAAAAUUACGUAAAGUUUAAGUUACUUGGAGGAAAGCUUAAACUGAAGAAGGGAGUUUUGCCUCAUAAGUUUGAAUGCCAAAAGCCCCAAAAAAAGAAAAUUGACCGACCGGGUUUUUUAAAAACGACAAGACAUAGAAUAUUUUGA
This is a messenger RNA of Parnassius mnemosyne (clouded apollo), 345 nucleotides long. The record is from the annotation of a GenBank genome assembly. Lineage: Eukaryota; Metazoa; Arthropoda; Insecta; Lepidoptera; Papilionidae.